Molecule: messenger RNA, 1704 nt
Organism: Hyaloscypha bicolor E
Lineage: Eukaryota; Fungi; Ascomycota; Leotiomycetes; Helotiales; Hyaloscyphaceae
Product: putative pyruvate decarboxylase
Exons: 13
Coding region: 1-1704 (567 amino acids)
Molecular function (GO): thiamine pyrophosphate binding; carboxy-lyase activity; magnesium ion binding
Source: RefSeq, a predicted model, not a curated record
AUGUCUGAGAUAUUGGUCGGAGCUUAUCUUUUCGAGAGACUUAAGCAGCUCGGUGUGAAAUCCGUCUUCGGCGUGCCUGGAGAUUAUGAACUCAUGUUACUUGACCUCGUCCCUGAGGCAGGUUUAACUUGGCGUGGAAACCCCAAUGAGUUGAAUGCGGGUUAUGCUGCAGAUGGCUAUGCUCGAGUCAAUGGUGUUGGAGCAGUCGUCACCACUUUCGGUCCCGGCGAGCUUUCGAACAUGUGCGGUAUCGCCGGUGCUUACACUGAAUUUGUUCCCAUCGUUCACAUUGUCGGAUACCCAACAGAGGCAGCACAGCAUGGUAAGAAUAUCAUGCAUCACUCGCUGGGAGAAGUCGGAGAUGGAAAGUUUGAUGUCUUCCAUGAGAUGUCUAAACACAUCACUUGCGCAACAACGGUGCUUCAUGACCCAAAGACUGCUGCUUCCGACAUUGACAGAGUGCUGAAUGCAAUGCUUAACUACUCCCAACCAGUCUAUAUUGGCAUCCCAACCGACGUCGCAUUUCUGAAGACUCCAGCUUUCAAUCUGCAGGUCCCUCUCGAGACUGCUCUCCCUCCCAACAAUCCAACUUUUCAAUCACAUGUUGUCGAGAAAAUCAGGGCCCUCAUGGAUGUCGCAUCCAGUCCAAUCAUCAUUGUUGAUGGAGGAGCCGUUCGCAGUCGUGUUUUGGCAGAAGCUAAGGCACUCAUCCAGACCACUGGCUACCCCUACUUCGUGACAUCGAUGGGGAAAGGUUCCGUGCCUGAGAACCUGCCAACGUUUGGGGGUAUAUACGGUGGGAUGGCGUCAUUCCCAGAGACCAGGAAAGCAAUUGAAAGUUCUGAUUGCGUUUUGUGGCUUGGCAAUUACCCUAGUGAUUUCAACACCGGCGAGUUCACUGAAAGCGUAAAGGACGAGGUGACAAUCGAUUUUCAGAGAUUCUAUAUCAAGAUUGGAGGCAUCCGCUACGAUGUGAAAAUGAAAUAUAUCCUCGAAGCACUUUUGGCGAAUCUUCGUCAGAGCCCUUUGAACUACAAGAUGAAAGCGGUCACAUGGGAUCCAUACCCCCUCGACAACCCAUCACGCGAAGCUCAUUUGACUCAAGACUAUCUCUGGGCCGCACUCGGUCGCUACUUCCGCGACGGUGACUUCGUCAUUGCCGAAACUGGCACCUCUGCAUACGGCAUUCCAGGCUCAAGUCUGAAGCACGUCAAUGACGUGCAAAUGUUCAACCAGACUGUAUUUGGCAGCAUUGGUUUUGCAACUGGCGCUGCUGUUGGUGCAUUUGUCGCUGGUAAAGAGUUGGGAUCUAUCAAGCGAAGUAUUCUUGUGACGGGUGAGGGGUCGCUGCAGCUCACGGUGCAGGCAUUUUCGGAUUUGAUCCGUCAUGAGGUUAAUGCCACUGUCUUCGUCUUGAACAACGACGGCUACACAGUCGAGCGACUCAUCCAUGGGAUGGAGGCUUCUUAUAACACAGUGCCUACCUGGGAUUAUGGGGGUUUGUUCCAAGCUUUUGGACCUCACUUCAAGACCAAAUCCCAUCUUGUGAAAACUCCUGAUGAUUUGGAUGCUCUUCUCGCUGAUGCUGAGUUCAAUUCGGCUGGCUGUGCUCAGAUUGUGGAACUCAUCCUUGAUAAACAUGAUGCACCAGUAAGUGUCAAGACUGCAACUGCUGCUGUUGAAGCGUUCAAUAAGAAGAAGUGA